This is a messenger RNA of Tauraco erythrolophus (red-crested turaco), 1053 nucleotides long. RefSeq names its product kelch domain containing 8A (gene KLHDC8A). Lineage: Eukaryota; Metazoa; Chordata; Aves; Musophagiformes; Musophagidae. The record is from RefSeq and is a predicted model, not a curated record. Gene Ontology annotation, molecular function: protein binding.
AUGGAGUUACCUAAUACCAAAGAUUUCCAGUGGAAAACCCUCGCCCCGCUCCCGAGCCGCAGGGUCUACUCGACCUUGGUGGAAGCUGGCGGGCAGGUGUUUGCCAUCGGGGGCUGCGAUGACAAUGGGGUCCCCAUGGACUGCUUUGAGGUCUACUCCCCCGAGGCCGACCAGUGGACCUCGCUGCCCCCCAUGCCCACCGCCCGGGCAGGGGUGGCCGUGGCCACCUUGGGCAAGAGGAUCAUGGUGAUAGGAGGGGUCGGAGUGAAUCAGAUGCCGCUGAAGAUAGUGGAGAUGUACAACAUAGAUGAAGGCAAGUGGAAGAAGAGGAACUCGCUGAGAGAGGCAGCCAUGGGCAUCUCGGUGACGGCAAAAGACUACAGAGUCUAUGCAGCUGGUGGGAUGGGAGCUGACCUGCGGCCGCACAACUACCUGCAGCACUACGACAUGCUGAAGGACAUCUGGGUGUCGCUGGCGGCCAUGCCCACACCCAGGUACGCUGCCACGUCCUUCCUGCGAGGCACCAAGAUCUACGUGCUGGGUGGAAGGCAAUCCAAGUACGCUAUCAAUGCCUUCGAGGUCUUUGACACAGAGACGCGGUCGUGGACCAAGUUUCCCAACAUCCCCAACAAAAGAGCCUUCUCCAGCUUCGUGCCCACAGAAGACAAACUCUUCAGUCUCGGGGGCCUGCGGCAGGGGCGGCGCUACCGGCAGCCCAAGUUCAUGAGGACCGUGGACAUGUUUGACAUGGAACAAGGUGGCUGGAUGAAGAUGGAGCGCUCCUUCUACCUGAAGAAAAGGCGAGCAGACUUCGUGGCUGGCUACCUGAAAGGCAGAGUUGUCGUGGCUGGGGGACUAGGAAACCAGCCGACCGUCCUGGAAUCCACAGAGGCCUUCCACCCCGAAAAGAACAAGUGGGAGAGCUUGCCCCCCAUGCCCACCCCACGCUGCGCCUGCUCCAGCAUCGUGGUCCGGAACUGCCUGCUGGCUGUCGGCGGGGUGAGCCAGGGCCUGAGCAGUGCCGUGGAGGCCCUGUGCCUCUCCGAUUCCUAG